Molecule: messenger RNA, 1039 nt
Organism: Phoenix dactylifera (date palm)
Lineage: Eukaryota; Viridiplantae; Streptophyta; Magnoliopsida; Arecales; Arecaceae
Biological process (GO): maturation of SSU-rRNA from tricistronic rRNA transcript (SSU-rRNA, 5.8S rRNA, LSU-rRNA)
Cellular component (GO): 90S preribosome; preribosome, small subunit precursor; nucleolus
Source: RefSeq, a predicted model, not a curated record
AGAAUAUAUAAAUAUGAAAAAUAUUUUCUCCACAAUUCCUUUCUCCGUUGGCUUUUGCCCUACAAGAAGCAAGUCCGCCUUCUCUCCAUCGCCGGACCGCCGCCGAACCACCUAUACCACCGCCUCAGCGCUCGCAAGGUGUUGGUUCCAAUGGGAUUGACUGGUUUAAGGCCUGAUUCUGAAGGGAAAGAAUCCAAAAGCUUCAAGCGCAAAGUUGAAAAGAAACUUAAGUUUUAUGCAAAAGUUAGAAAUGCUGUAGUUGCUUUAGGUGCUAAAAAGGCAAUCAGCAAGAAAAAGAGAUUACGUAGCCGGCAGAAGAAGUUGAAGGCAUAUGACCUGUCAGCCCUUUCUGAGUUUCUUCCCGAUUUGAAUGCCCCCAAGCAGCCUUCCAGAGAAACCAGCUUAAAGAUUAACUGCAAGACUAGGCAGAAGCUAGUGCAAAGGGAAGGUGCACAGUUGAAAGCAGUCCUGAAUGAUCCUACAUUUCAGAUUGAUCCACUCUCUGCAAUUCAUCAACAUUUACAGAGAACUCAGCCUCCUUCAGCCAGUGACCAAGACAAAGGUUCAGGGAAAACCAAGAAGGCCAAGAAAAAGGGUGCAAAAAAGUCACAGUCAGGCCCUCGGUCUAUGGAUUUUUGACUGUGCAGUUAGCUCUCGGCACCUACCGACAUCCAUCGCCAUCUUCAAGCUCACCUUCAUAACCAGUGUUACCCAUCUUGCACGGUUUUGCGACUUCUGAAAUUGCUUUGUUUUUGUGGAAGCUGUACAUGACUGAAUGACGAGACCGGAAAUUUUGAUGGUUAUGAAAGUUGUAGAAUAGGUUUGAAGUACCGAGCGUUUUGUUUAAAUUUGUCUAUCAUAUAUGAGCUGGUACUGUAUGAAAAAUUUACAUGUUUUGAGUCAUCUUUCCUUUGGUGGAAUAGAAGCAAGUGAUGCACGAUCUGAUCCUUAAACGCUGUUGUCCUAUGCAGUCCUACCUAAUGGUUUAAUUUUCUAUUCUGUACCUACGUUCCAGCUUGAUAUUGGGGUAACAUUUUCA